AUACUUGAACUGCACGAACAGCCGCCGCUCCGGCGGGCUGCUCGCUGCAUCUCGGGGGCUUCUUUAGCCUUCCACGCCCGGCAGUUCCUACCUACGCCUUUCGCAACCUUUUCGGAACUGCGCGAUCCCGAGCGAGCAGGCUGGCCCGGGCUGCGGCGGCUGGUUACGGCUGGAGUGUUUCUCGGCGGUGUCGGCGGGACGGAGUACACGCUGCUUGGCGCCGCAGGCUGAUCCCGCCGCGACCCCGGGAGCAGUGAUGUUGGGCAGCUCCGAGCCCGGGCCUGCGGCCCGCGAGGCGGGCUCGUCGCUGCUAACAUUGCAGCAUACGGCGCUCCAAGAGGACCAGGAGAACAUCAACCCCGAGAAGGCGGCGCCCGCCCAGCAGCCCCGGACCCGGGCGGGGCUGGCGGUACUGAAGACCGGGAACCCGCGCGUUCCAGCGCCGCAGCAGAGGCCCAAGACACGACGGGUUGCACCUCUUAAGGAUCUUCCUAUAAAUGAUGAACAUGUCACUAUUCCUCCCUGGAAAACAAACAGUAAACAGCCUGCAUUUACCAUUCAUGUGGAUGAAGCAGAAGAAGAGACUCAAAAGAGGCCACCUGAAUCUAAAAAAACAGAACAUGAAAAUGUCCUCGCUUUUAAUUCAGCUAUUACUUUACCUGGACCAAGAAAACCACUGGUACCUCUUGAUUAUCCAAUGGAUGGUAGUUUUGAGUCACCACAUACUAUGGACAUAUCAAUUGUAUUAGAAGAUGAAAAGCCACUGAGUGUCAAUGAAGUCCCAGACUACCAUGAGGACAUUCACACAUACCUUAGGGAAAUGGAGGUUAAAUGUAAGCCUAAAGUGGGUUACAUGAAGAAACAGCCAGACAUCACUAACAGUAUGAGGGCUAUCCUUGUGGACUGGUUAGUUGAAGUAGGAGAAGAAUAUAAACUACAGAAUGAGACCCUGCACUUGGCUGUGAACUACAUUGAUAGGUUCCUUUCAUCGAUGUCUGUGUUGAGAGGAAAACUUCAGCUUGUGGGCUCUGCUGCUAUGCUGUUGGCCUCAAAGUUUGAAGAAAUACAUCCCCCAGAAGUAGCAGAGUUUGUGUACAUUACAGAUGAUACCUAUACCAAGAAACAGGUCCUGAGAAUGGAGCACCUAGUCUUGAAAGUGCUUGCUUUUGACCUAGCUGCACCAACAAUAAAUCAGUUUCUCACCCAAUACUUUCUGCACCAGCCGUCUGCCAACUGCAAAGUUGAAAGUUUAGCAAUGUUUUUGGGAGAACUAAGUCUGAUAGAUGCUGACCCCUACCUAAAGUAUCUGCCAUCAGUUAUUGCUGCAGCAGCUUUUCAUUUAGCACUCUACACAGUCACAGGACAAAGCUGGCCUGAAUCUUUAGUUCAAAAGACUGGAUAUACCUUGGAAAAUCUUAAGCCUUGUCUCAUGGACCUUCACCAGACCUACCUCAGAGCACCACAGCAUGCACAACAGUCAAUAAGAGAAAAGUAUAAAAGUUCAAAGUAUCAUGGUGUUUCUCUCCUCAACCCACCAGACACACUAAAUGUGUAACAGUGAAAGACUGCCUUUGUUUUCUAAGAUGUAAAUCACUCAAAGUAUAUGGUGUACAGUUUUUGUAAGGUUUUAAUUUUACAAUCAUUUCUGAAUAGAGUUAUGGUCAAGCACAAAUUAUGGUAUCUAUUACUUUUUAAAUGGUUUUAAUUUGUAUAUCUUUUGUACAUGUAACUAUCUUAGAUAUUUGGCUAAUUUUAAGUGGUUUUGUUAAAGUAUUAAUGAUGCCAGCUAUCAGCACAGUAAGAAUAAGAACUAAUAAAUGGAUUUGGAAAA
Odobenus rosmarus divergens (Pacific walrus) is the source of this 1831-nucleotide messenger RNA. It is a transcript of the gene CCNA2, whose product is annotated as cyclin A2. NCBI's taxonomy places the organism in Eukaryota, Metazoa, Chordata, Mammalia, Carnivora, Odobenidae. The transcript is spliced from 8 exons. Gene Ontology annotation, cellular component: nucleus; cyclin A2-CDK2 complex; cytoplasm. The record is from RefSeq and is a predicted model, not a curated record. Gene Ontology annotation, molecular function: cyclin-dependent protein serine/threonine kinase regulator activity. Gene Ontology annotation, biological process: regulation of cyclin-dependent protein serine/threonine kinase activity; mitotic cell cycle phase transition. Bases 257 to 1555 code for a protein of 432 amino acids.